AUGCGCCGCAACAGGGGAGCGGAACAAGUGGCUCGGGAUGCGCAUCCCACGGAGAGGAUGCCCCUCACCGGGGAAGCGGAACAAGUGGCUCGGGAUGCGCGUCCCGCCCCGCACACCCCCCAGCAUCCCGGGUGUCUCGGGAUGAGCGUCCGUCCCGUCCCGCGCACCCUCCAGCAUCCCGGGCGGCUCGGGAAGCGCCGGGAUCCCCGCGAGCUCCGCCGGUCCUCGGGCGCCCCCCGGCGGCUCCGCCCCGCCUGCCGGGACGGGAGCGCCGGGAGCGCCCAGCCCCGCUCCCGGACCCCCGGCCCCGCUCCUCGCCCGCAGCGUCACCGCCGCCCGCAGAGGUCACCGGAUGUCACCAGCUUCCCUGUUUACCCAACACGUUUACUCUUCUUUAAGGCAGGCAAAAGAUGGAAUAGACGGAGGGAGAUCCGCGGCUCUUUGAUUAAACACCAUCCCCUUUGGGCGAACGGGAAAGACCAGCGUCCCCGCCCGGGUUCCUCCCUAAAGUUGCGCCGCUCCCCGCGGCAGCCGGGAAGAGAAUCCCCCCGCGAUGAGCCUGCAAGUGACCGGCGGGGAUUCCCCGAGCAUCCCGAAACCGCGCAGGGAAGACGCUGCCGAAGCGGCGGCACCGAGGGUCGGAGGGAGGCGGGCGGGAUGCGAGGCGCUCCCUCCACGUGCGCUACCUCCGCUCCCGCACCGCCGGCCGGGGCGACAGAGCCCGGCGCGCCCGUCCCGCCGCCGCCCGCUCCCCGAGUCCCCUCAGGUGCGCCGCCCGCCCGCCCUUACCUGCCCGCCGGCGGCAGCAGCGACGAGCCCCCUUCUCCCGCGCCGGAUCCCUGUCAGCGGUCGGCGGGAGAGCAGGAGCGCCGUCCCGCCGGCAGGGCAAGCCCCAUGUGA
Camarhynchus parvulus is the source of this 900-nucleotide messenger RNA. RefSeq names its product serine/arginine repetitive matrix protein 1-like. The transcript has 3 exons. The record is from RefSeq and is a predicted model, not a curated record. Lineage: Eukaryota; Metazoa; Chordata; Aves; Passeriformes; Thraupidae. Bases 1 to 900 code for a protein of 299 amino acids.